AUGUCUUUGAAAGAAACAAGCGGUUGCUCAUUUGAUGAAAUGGAAAGUGAAAAUGUGAAUGGUAGCAGAAUCCUGUACACGACAGAAUUCAUUGAUGCAGCACAAGCGGUUCUCCCUGCUAUUAUUCUCACUUUGCUUAUCUUUUCAGAGAUAGCAUUGGCGUUAUUCACUGUGGCAUAUGUAAAAAAUCUUACGAAUAAAUCAUUUGAACACAUGCAAUCAAUGAAUGAAAAACUGCUUGAUGUAGAAAAUAUACAACAGAUAAAUCAAACAGUUACGGAUGCUGCAAGAAGAGAUACUCAAGAAUUUGAUGAGGGAAUCAGAAGGACUAGUGAAACACUAAUGAGUAACCAAAUAUUAUUUAAACUAUUAAUGAAUGAAGAAAUCAAUCGCGAAACGAUGAGGAUGAUUAAUGACAAACUUAAUUGA
This is a messenger RNA of Brugia malayi, 429 nucleotides long. RefSeq lists its product as uncharacterized. NCBI's taxonomy places the organism in Eukaryota, Metazoa, Nematoda, Chromadorea, Rhabditida, Onchocercidae. Bases 1 to 429 code for a protein of 142 amino acids. The transcript is spliced from 5 exons. The record is from RefSeq and is a predicted model, not a curated record.